CGAUGUCUUCCACCAAUUAGGGUUUUAGGUUCUUCUAAUUACUCGGCCUCUCCGGAUUCUACUUUCUGUAGCGAGCGCCUCCAAAGCGAAGGGAAAUGGUGAAGGGACGCCAAGGAGAGCGAGUCAGGCUUUAUGUCAGAGGAACAAUCCUCGGCUACAAGAGGUCCAAGUCAAACCAAUACCCGAACACUUCCCUCAUCCAGGUUGAGGGGGUGAACACAAAGGAAGAGGUUGCAUGGUACGCUGGUAAGCGCAUGGCUUAUAUCUACAAGGCCAAGGUGAAGAAGAAUGGAACUCACUACCGCUGCAUUUGGGGUAAGGUGACCAGGCCUCAUGGUAACAGCGGUAUUGUUCGUGCUAAGUUCAAGUCGAAUCUUCCACCGAAAUCCAUGGGGGCUAGAGUUAGGGUUUUCAUGUACCCCAGCAAUAUAUGAGGUAGGCAGCUAUGACAGUGUACGUGGGCUACACCUAAAUUCCCCAUCAAUCAAAUCCUCAAGUACUUAUUGGAAAAAAAAAAAGAAGAAGAAGCCAAAUCAUGGUCUCCGUGGUCAUAUUAAUGCAGAUAUAAAUUAUAAAUGAUUUACAAGCAUUUUCAAUGAUUAUCCUACGAGCUGUACUAAUGUGGUUUAGGCUUGUGUCUCUGAUUUCGAGUAUGUGUAUUUACCCUGUUGUUUCUUAAGAUCCUUUGUCAAUGAUCAUAUCAUUCUAAAUUUCUAUUUUCUCCAUCUUAAUUUUGCUUUGAA
Messenger RNA from Carya illinoinensis, 743 nucleotides. RefSeq names its product 60S ribosomal protein L35a-1. Gene Ontology annotation, biological process: cytoplasmic translation; ribosomal large subunit biogenesis. Gene Ontology annotation, cellular component: ribosome; cytosolic large ribosomal subunit. NCBI's taxonomy places the organism in Eukaryota, Viridiplantae, Streptophyta, Magnoliopsida, Fagales, Juglandaceae. The coding region runs from base 96 to 434 and encodes 112 amino acids. The record is from RefSeq and is a predicted model, not a curated record. The transcript is spliced from 5 exons. Gene Ontology annotation, molecular function: structural constituent of ribosome.